UGCUGAUCUUCUCUGCCGGUGGACAGAUCAUCUGUCCCUUUUGUCUCAUUUCCCACUUGCACUACUAUAUCCUAUAUUUUUCCACACCUUCCUUAUUCCUCCUCCUAACACACCUUAAUUUCUCUCUAAAGCACACCUCUUCUUCUUCUUCUUCUUCUUCUUCUUCUUCCUCCUCCUCCUCAUAACCCCAAAACCCAAAAACUAACCAUGAGUACUGCCUAGCUACCUUCUUUUAAUUUGGAUAUAUAAUUAAACACUCUCUCACAUUUUCUCCAUCAUCUUCUUCCUGCUUGUAAUAAGACUACUCUUUACUAAUCUUCUAGCUUGCUAGAUCAUAUAUCCGUGUAGCUAGCUAUAGCUAGUACUUGUAGUGUAAUAAUGGGUUCGAAAGCACGAAAGAAGCAAAUAUGGUGUGCACAACCAUUGACUCCAUUGAUGGAAGGUCCAGACCCCGAACUGCAAGAAGAAGGAAGCAAGAAAGAGAGUUCUUGGGAAGUGAUCCGUGAAUGGUUCCGAGUGCAGAAAAGUCUUCCAGCAGCUUCCAAUUUCUCAACAUCCUCCUCUUCCUAUCAUAAUAAUGCUACUACUUUGGGCCCUAAUCCUAAGAGACGUGACUUAAGGCUUUUGCUUGGUGUGUUGGGUUGUCCACUUGCUCCAAUCCCACAAGUCAACGACGAAAUUCAUGAUCACCUCCUUCACAUUAAAGACAUCCCAUUUGAAACCUCUAUUGCACAUUAUAUCAUACAACAAUAUUUGGCAGCAACAGGAUGCUUGAAGCAACAAAAGUGUAGCAAAAACAUGUAUGCAAGUGGAAUAGUGAAGAUGAUCUGUUGCGAAACGGAGGUUUCAACUGGAAGAAACGUGAAGAGCCUGGGAACAAGAAGUGGGGAAAAUGGUUGUUUCGUGCUUUGGCAGAUGGUGCCUGGAAUGUGGUCUUUGGAAUUGGUUGUUGGAGGGAAUAAGGUCGUUGCUGGUAGUGAUGGCAAGACCGUGUGGAGGCAUACCCCUUGGCUGGGCACUCAUGCUGCCAAAGGCCCACAACGCCCUCUGCGUCGUAUUAUUCAGGGGCUAGAUCCAAAGAGCACAGCAAGCUUAUUUGCGAAAGCAAAAUGCAUGGGUGAAAAAAGAAUUGGCGACGACGAUUGCUUCGUACUGAAAGUGUCAGCAGAUCCAGCGGCUGUGAUGGAAAGAAGCGAAGGGUCAGCAGAAGUGAUCAGGCACGCCUUGUAUGGAUAUUUUUGUCAAAAGAGCGGCAUGCUUAUCUACCUGGAGGAUUCCCAUUUGACAAGAGUUGAGACCCCAGACAACGACCCCGCUGAGAUCGUCUACUGGGAGACCACCAUUGGAAGCAGCAUCGGCGACUACAGGGACGUUGAUGGCAUCAUGAUAGCACAUCAGGGCCGUUCCAUCGCCACCAUAUUCCGAUGCGGCGAGCUCUCCAUGCACUACACUAGGACCAGGAUGGAAGAGAUCUGGAGCAUUGACGACGUCGUUUUCAACGUCCCUGGCCUUUCCAUGGACUACUUCAUUCCUCCUGCUGACAUAUUACACACCCUACAUUCUCCAUAAUAUAUAUAUAUAUAUAUAUAUAAAUAUCAUCAUCAUCAUCAUCUUGCACUCACUUAACUAGUUCAAGUUUCUUAUGAUUACCCAAUUAGGAUGCUUAAUCUUAGUUUGCUUUUCUAAUUCACAGAAUAUUGGUUGGGAUAUUGAGAUUGGUGUAUUAAUUAAUUACUUUGGGUUAAUCUUCUUUUUCUUUAACUAUUCAAGUGUAAUAUUAAGCUCUUUUCUUUUUUAUUUUUUUAACUUGUUUUUGAGUUAACUUAAACUUAUCAACAGUGAUCUGGUGGGGGUUGGAAUAAGAGUAUUUUAAGUACUUAAAUAA
This is a messenger RNA of Ziziphus jujuba (common jujube), 1885 nucleotides long. RefSeq lists its product as uncharacterized. Lineage: Eukaryota; Viridiplantae; Streptophyta; Magnoliopsida; Rosales; Rhamnaceae. The transcript has 3 exons. Bases 379 to 1569 code for a protein of 396 amino acids. The record is from RefSeq and is a predicted model, not a curated record.